AUGCUCAUAGCCACCAGCGACUCGUUCUGGGAACCAGGCAACUAUAAAAAGACUACGAAAAGGAUCGAGGACGGCUACAAACUCUGUCAAGAACUGAUCUCGUUGGUGAGCGAACGAGCCGACAUCGAGAGGAACUACGCCAAAUCGUUGAAGGCCUGGUCGAAAAAGUGGAACGACGCCAUCGAGAAGGGACCAGAGUACGGCACCACGGAGGCGGCUUGGAAGGGAGCACUCGUGGAAGCCGACAGGAGAUGCGAUCUUCAUUCUCGGAUCCGAGACAGUUUAACUAACGACGUUAUAAAUAAAGUUAAACAGUGGCAGAAGGAUAAUUAUCAUAAGGUAUUUAUUUACUAG
Messenger RNA from Diabrotica balteata, 354 nucleotides. NCBI's taxonomy places the organism in Eukaryota, Metazoa, Arthropoda, Insecta, Coleoptera, Chrysomelidae. The record is from the annotation of a GenBank genome assembly.